AUGGCGGACUGCUUCCCUCCCGAGUCGGACGACCUCCACCGCCGCUGGCUGCCGCGGGAGAUCUUCGCCGACAUUGGCAUCGUCGACCCCGAGGCUGCCGCCGCCGUCGUCGUCACCGAGCCCACGCCCGAGGCCGCCACCGCCGCCGCCGCCGUGGAGGAGCUUGCGGCGCAACUCGCCGGCAUCCUCGGCGGCGGGUCCAAGGUGUGGCCGCUCGCCCCGCCGCCACCCCCGGCCCCGCCCGCCGCCGCCGCCGCCCCGCGCCACGGCGCCAAGGUCUGCGGGCUGGAGGGGAGCGUCGUCGUGUCCUGCGGCGCGACCAAUGGCGGCGGCGCUGGUGCCGGCGCCGUGUCCUGGCCGUUCUUGCCGUACCCGCAGCUCCAGUGGCAGGUCGGGAGCAGCCUGGUGAACCACGGCGGCGUGCUGGACUACCCGGUGCUGCCCCCCGCUCUGCCCUGCCACGUCCCGCCGCCGGCGAACCUGCGCGGCGGCACCGGCGUGUUCCUGCCGCGCGUCGAGGCGUACCGCUACGCGCCGGCCACUCCCCCGGCCACGGCCAAAGGUGGGGCUUGGGCUGGUGCAGCGGCAAAGCCGUGGGCUGCUGGGACUGCCAGCAGGCCGGCAACGGGGAAGAAGCAGCAGCCGCAGACCGAGCAUGCGACGCCGACAAAGCAGCAGCAGCCGCAGCAGGCCACCGGCGCUUCGCAGGCGCUGGCCCUGCCCCAGGACUGGCGCUACCGCUGA
Miscanthus lutarioriparius is the source of this 744-nucleotide messenger RNA. NCBI's taxonomy places the organism in Eukaryota, Viridiplantae, Streptophyta, Magnoliopsida, Poales, Poaceae. The record is from the annotation of a GenBank genome assembly.